This is a messenger RNA of Kwoniella shivajii, 546 nucleotides long. RefSeq lists its product as uncharacterized. Gene Ontology annotation, molecular function: glutathione peroxidase activity. NCBI's taxonomy places the organism in Eukaryota, Fungi, Basidiomycota, Tremellomycetes, Tremellales, Cryptococcaceae. The record is from RefSeq and is a predicted model, not a curated record. Gene Ontology annotation, biological process: cellular response to oxidative stress. The transcript is spliced from 6 exons. The coding region runs from base 1 to 546 and encodes 181 amino acids.
AUGUCAUUUUUAUCUAAAUUAGGAUUCGAAAGUAUCCCUGCUGACAUAGCCAAGAAGAGCUUUUAUGAUUUGAAAGCUAUCUUACCUGGAAGUAAAGGUGAAUUGGACUUUAGCACGUUCAAAGGUAAACCUGUAUUGAUAGUGAACACAGCUUCCAAGUGUGGAUUCACAUAUCAAUAUACAGGUUUGGAAGAAUUAUAUAAAUCGUAUAACGAUAAAGGAUUACAAGUUUUAGGAUUCCCUUCUAAUGAAUUUGGUGGUCAAGAACCUGGAUCAGAUGAUGAUAUAUCUUCUUUCUGUACUCUGAAUCACGGCGUCACUUUCCCUUUGAUGAAGAAAUCAGAAGUGAAUGGUAAAAACAUGAAUGAAGUUUUCGCUUGGUUAAAAUCACAGAAAGGUGAAGGUGUAGGUGGCAUUGCAGGAACGACCAGUAUCAAAUGGAACUUUACCAAAUUCCUCGUUGACAAAGAAGGUAAAGUAGUUGGAAGAUAUGGGUCAUCCACUAAACCUGAGAAAUUAAAGGAGGAAAUUGAGAAAUUACUUUAA